Molecule: messenger RNA, 456 nt
Organism: Gongylonema pulchrum
Lineage: Eukaryota; Metazoa; Nematoda; Chromadorea; Rhabditida; Gongylonematidae
Source: the annotation of a GenBank genome assembly
AUGCUUCAUCUACAGGCUCCUCCGGAAAUCUCUCCAAAAAUCUCUGUUAUUUGUUAUAGUGAUAACAUUACAGAUAUUAUUCAAAAACGUUUUCAGGUAGAAUGCCAUCUGUAUUUUCCACAGCUCGAUUUGCAUGAAGUUUGCAAGAAGCAUGGCAUCACGUUGACUGCAUAUGCACCACUUGGAUCACCCGGACGAGUUGACUGGGAAGUACCAAAACGAGGAAAAAUGCAAUGGGCUGAAGCAAAAUCGGAUAUGGAGAACGAGCUAGUGAAAAAAUUUGCGAAAAAGUACAAUAAAACUCCGGCACAGAUUUGUCUGCGAUAUCUCAUCCAGCGAGGCAUCUGCGUUAUCCCGAAAAGUGUCAAGGAAAAACGGGUGCAGGAAAAUUUCAACGUAAAUUUUUUUGCUGAUAAGAAUGGUCUGGAGAUUAGAACGUUUAUGGCAAAAUUCUGA